AUGGUUUAUUCCGAAAACGUUAAGGCUUUGGAGAAUUUAGAUGAUUCUGAUCCUGAUAUUUGCACAAGAGAUGAUUCGGAUUUCUUUGAUGACGACGACGACGAUCCGUUCCUUUCACAAGACGGGGAAAAUGAGAGCGACGAAGAUAACGAUGAUUUCACAAAGCCCCUAUUUAUUGAGCGGAAUAAUGCCAACUCACUGAGUCAAUUUCUUGCCCAACAAAUUGCCAAGAGUGUGAAUUAUGACGAAUCGAUUGGAAAAGGACAGAUAGAAAGUCUAACAAGAUUUGCUAAUUCAACGUAUUAUACGACGGCAUUCUACUCAUUAGUCACAUUUGUUUUAUCAAUAGGAGUCACAAUAUUGAAAGACCAUUUGUUCAUCUGGACAGCGGUGGAUUGUUAUGGUGGAUUUGCGGAAAUUCGCCUUUCGAUAUUGGAUGGGGUUAAAUCCUGA
Messenger RNA from Acaulospora colombiana, 453 nucleotides. The record is from the annotation of a GenBank genome assembly. Lineage: Eukaryota; Fungi; Glomeromycota; Glomeromycetes; Diversisporales; Acaulosporaceae.